Molecule: messenger RNA, 756 nt
Organism: Cannabis sativa
Lineage: Eukaryota; Viridiplantae; Streptophyta; Magnoliopsida; Rosales; Cannabaceae
Product: protein BRICK 1
Exons: 2
Coding region: 319-576 (85 amino acids)
Biological process (GO): cell motility; actin filament organization; regulation of actin polymerization or depolymerization
Cellular component (GO): SCAR complex
Molecular function (GO): protein-containing complex binding
Source: RefSeq, a predicted model, not a curated record
UAGUUAGUUAGUUACGUUUUUUUUUUUGGCAAAACAGAAGAAAAAAAGAGAAAUAGAUUGUAUUUUAUUUGAAUAAAGAUUGUAUUUUUAAGUUUGAAAAGGAAUAAAGAUUGCAUUAAGUUAAACCACUAAAAAGAAAAAGAAAAGGAAAAUAGAUUAGUUAGAGUAAGUUUUUGUAUUAAAACAUAUAUAGUUAGCUGAAGUCGAAGGUGCCAACCUGACGAGAGUCCACACCAGACCAAAACUCUUUAUUGUUUUAUGUAAAAUUUCUAGGGCAAUUGCAAGUGCAGAUCGUUGAUCAUUGAGAUUAUUGAUUGAAUGGCUCGGGCCGGAGGAAUAACCAAUGCCGUAAAUGUAGGGAUAGCAGUUCAAGCCGAUUGGGAGAAUCGCGAGUUCAUCUCUCAUAUUUCCCUCAACGUUCGCCGCCUCUUCGAUUUCCUUGUUCAAUUUGAGGCUACGACUAAGAGCAAAUUGGCUACAUUGAAUGAAAAGCUUGAUACUUUGGAACGUAGACUCGAACUUCUUGAAGUCCAAGUGGGUACAGCCUCAGCUAACCCUUCUCUUUUUUCAAAUUAAUCCACUUUUCCUCUUGUUGUCUCAUUUCUAUUGAUAUUUGUAAACCCAGUUUGGAAGUAUUGUUGUAUUUUUUUUUCUUCUUUUUUGUUUGUUUGUUAAAUCAUUGGAUUUGUAAUGUCUUAGCUACUGUCUUGUCUGCAUAUAUUUAAUAAUAAAUAAGCUGGCGUUCGUUUCAUGGUA